This is a messenger RNA of Arabidopsis thaliana (thale cress), 1421 nucleotides long. It is a transcript of the gene FER1, whose product is annotated as ferretin 1. Bases 458 to 1225 code for a protein of 255 amino acids. Lineage: Eukaryota; Viridiplantae; Streptophyta; Magnoliopsida; Brassicales; Brassicaceae. Gene Ontology annotation, molecular function: ferric iron binding; ferroxidase activity. Gene Ontology annotation, biological process: response to oxidative stress; intracellular iron ion homeostasis; iron ion transport. Gene Ontology annotation, cellular component: chloroplast. The record is from RefSeq and is marked reviewed. The transcript has 8 exons.
UUAUGUUGGAAACGCUAUCAUCUUUUCUUUUUUUUUUUUUAUAGUAAACAAUUGUAUUUGUUAUCAUCUACAACUCUAAAAAAUACAUUUCGAAAAAUAGGAGAGAGCGAGUAGGAAAUAAGAAAGUGGCAACGCGAGAGUAGGAACCGGAAAUGGUAAAAAGAUUCUGAGGAUAAAAGAGAAAGCAGAGAAACAGACAAACUUUAUUUGGAGAGAUGUUAACGUGGAUCGAAUAUCCUCACGUUCACACUAUCCCAUUGGAUGUAGCACGAGGCCGCCACACGCCCCUACAUCUGGCUUUCAUAUCCACCCUCCACGUGGAUCUCAAUCCAACGGUGACCACACGCCUUUUCCCUCUUAUAUAAACCCUUCCUCCUUCCUCUUUCUUAUCAUCAUCACCAUCUCUUACAACAAAUCUCAGGCGGCUCAACACUAUCCUCUUCUACAUUUUCCAACGAUGGCCUCAAACGCACUCUCGUCUUUCACCGCCGCUAAUCCCGCUCUGUCUCCUAAGCCACUACUCCCUCACGGCUCUGCUUCUCCGUCGGUUUCUCUCGGCUUCUCCAGGAAAGUUGGCGGCGGCAGAGCAGUGGUCGUUGCAGCGGCUACGGUGGACACAAACAACAUGCCGAUGACCGGAGUCGUGUUCCAGCCUUUCGAAGAGGUGAAGAAAGCCGAUCUGGCCAUUCCAAUCACAUCUCAUGCCUCUCUCGCUCGCCAGAGGUUUGCCGACGCUAGCGAGGCAGUCAUUAAUGAGCAAAUCAAUGUGGAAUACAACGUCUCCUAUGUGUACCAUUCAAUGUACGCAUACUUUGACAGAGACAACGUUGCUAUGAAGGGACUAGCCAAAUUUUUCAAGGAAUCAAGUGAGGAAGAGAGAGGGCAUGCUGAGAAGUUUAUGGAGUACCAGAACCAAAGAGGAGGAAGAGUGAAACUCCACCCUAUCGUCUCACCUAUCUCAGAAUUCGAACAUGCUGAAAAAGGAGAUGCUUUAUAUGCAAUGGAGUUGGCUCUGUCUCUAGAGAAACUCACUAAUGAGAAGCUUCUAAACGUUCACAAAGUGGCCUCAGAGAACAAUGAUCCCCAGUUAGCUGAUUUCGUUGAGAGUGAAUUUCUGGGAGAGCAGAUUGAAGCAAUCAAGAAGAUCUCAGACUACAUCACCCAGCUAAGGAUGAUCGGCAAAGGCCACGGAGUUUGGCAUUUCGACCAGAUGCUUCUGAACUAGACUUGGACCUCUAUAAGUUCACUUUCAGAUGACCAAUGUUGGGGUUAAAACAGAAGAACCCGAAGAUUCUGUAAAAGCUUUAGAUUGAACAUUAUGGACUAAUAAGAUUGUAGUAGUAAGCUUUGUGUUCAAGAUGGUUUUUGUAAUAACUUCGUAAGCUUAAUCAAUGAAGUUUUUGUUUUAGUAUAUUCUAACU